Messenger RNA from Amblyraja radiata (thorny skate), 2755 nucleotides. RefSeq names its product POU class 3 homeobox 2b (gene pou3f2b). Lineage: Eukaryota; Metazoa; Chordata; Chondrichthyes; Rajiformes; Rajidae. Bases 1209 to 2390 code for a protein of 393 amino acids. The transcript has a single exon. The record is from RefSeq and is a predicted model, not a curated record. Gene Ontology annotation, biological process: regulation of transcription by RNA polymerase II; brain development. Gene Ontology annotation, molecular function: DNA-binding transcription factor activity, RNA polymerase II-specific; RNA polymerase II cis-regulatory region sequence-specific DNA binding. Gene Ontology annotation, cellular component: nucleus.
UAAUGCUGGCGGAAUGCGAAUCGCCACCCUCUCCGAGACGGGCAAACUUCGGACGCUCCCCGCCGCAGGAAGGGGCAAGGUAGUAAAUCGAGGUUGACACACAGCAACAGCGAAGGCCGCCUCCGCUCUCACGUUAAGGUGCGCGAACAAGUGUGUAUGGGACGGAGAAUACUUUGCACUAGAUUGGUAUGUGUUUGAGUUUAAAGACCCGGAAUUAGCAGGUUUGGAUUUCUCCGGCGGAGCCCUUACAGCAGCGAAUUGUUUUAGAGUCGGAUCGUCUGUCCCAAUAUAACGAGCUGGCCACUGUGACGUGAAAAUUUAAGUCAAGUAACCUGGGGUAAAAUAAAGGAGAUAAGCACUAAGUGCUGCAGUAACCCAGCCGGUCAGACAGCAACUGUGGAGAAAAUGGAUGGGUCUGUUUGCUGGAAAAAAGUGCUUAAAUAGUUGAUAUGUGUGGGGAAGCCUGUGGAGGUGCAUGCUGGAGUCGCGUGUCUUACUUUACAGGGCGAGCGAAACGCGAUGCAAGAAAGUAGAAAAGUGAAAAGAAGCAAAGAUCACUUGUGAAGAUAUUUUUCCUUUAACCCAACAAGGCAACAACUCUGGAAACAACAACGGCAGGGGCCUCUGGAGAUGUUUGGCACCUUCCUCCAAGUCAUUGUCUACCGCGUUCCUAUUGUUUCGAAGUAUGUCAUACACUUGUAUCCCCCUUUUCGACCCAGAUAUGCUACAUUUCCUAUUUGCACGGAGUUAUAACACUUGCAAAGCUGUGUAAUAACUGCACCCGGCGCCGGAGCUCCCGGGCUGUUCACUUUGCUGCUUUUGUUUUGAUUCCUCUUUGGGAGAGCAGCAGCUAUUUAGUUUCCUUGCUCUCUGUGUGUUUCUCUCUCCUCCUCUCCUCCCCUCCGCUUCCCCCUUUGCCUCCUUCUGCGUGGUUGCCCCGGGUCCAGAGAGCAAUGAAAGAAAUCCCCCACCGGGCCCGCCCGCCCGCCCGCCCACCAAUCGCAUGCCGGGGAUGCUGCUCCCUGGCCGGGGUUGCCAUGGCAACUCACAUCAAUCAUGCGGCGAGCAGCCAAUGGGAGGCCCGGGGCCGGCGCGUACACAGCGUCGGCUUUUCCUAGCUCGGCGCUGCUGCCAAUGAUCCGAGCUCGGUGCAAGUUGUCAAAGGCUCGGCUCGUUUAACAAGUCAGAUCACUCCGGCUCAGCAAGUCAUGGCGACCACAGCAUCAAAUCAUUACAUUACGAGCGGCAAUAUCCUCACCUCCAACUCCAUCGUGCACGCCGCCGAGCCGGGGAGCAUGCAACAAGGGACAGCCUACAGGGAUGCACAGAAACUGGUCCAGAAUGAUUACAUGCAAAGCAAUGGGCACCCUCUCAGCCACGCUCACCAAUGGUUAACCGCUCUCUCACACGCCGAGGGAUCUCCGUGGUCGGCCGGCGUGGCGGCCAGUCCCCUCGGCCAGCAAGACAUCAAGCCCACGGUGCAAACGGGGAGGGACGAACUCCACAGUGGGGGCACUUUGCACCACCGGCCGCCUCACAUGGUGCACCAGCACGGCAACCACCACGGUGCAUGGGGCAACGCCACCUCACCCCACAUCCCCAGCUUGGCAUCCAACGGCCAAAGUCUCAUCUACUCGCAGCCGGGCUUCACGGUCAAUGGCAUGAUCAACCCGGCAUCGACCCAAGGCAUGCACCAUGGGCUGAGGGAAGCCCACGAGGAGCAUCACCACGGGGACCACGGUCAACAUCACCAACAGCAACAUCAGCAGCAGCAGCAGCAGCACCAGCAGCAGCAGCAGCAGCAGCAGCACCACCAGCAUCAGGGUCACGAGCACUCGGACGAGGACACCCCUACCUCGGACGACUUGGAACAGUUCGCCAAGCAGUUCAAACAGAGGAGGAUCAAGCUAGGAUUUACCCAAGCCGACGUGGGACUAGCUCUUGGGACGCUCUACGGCAAUGUCUUCUCGCAGACUACCAUCUGCAGGUUCGAAGCGCUUCAGCUGAGCUUUAAAAACAUGUGCAAACUCAAACCCUUGUUGAACAAGUGGCUGGAGGAGGCCGACUCGACGUCCGGAAGCCCCACCAGCAUAGACAAAAUCGCUGCCCAAGGCAGAAAGAGGAAAAAGAGGACCUCGAUCGAGGUGAGCGUCAAGGGAGCUUUGGAGAGUCAUUUUUUGAAGUGCCCGAAGCCCUCGGCCCCGGAGAUCACUUCUCUGGCGGACAGUCUGCAGCUGGAGAAAGAGGUGGUCAGGGUUUGGUUUUGUAACAGAAGACAAAAAGAGAAACGAAUGACUCCUCCCGGAGGAGCACACCCCGGAGCCGAGGAUGUAUAUGGGGCGAGGGACACCCCGCCGUCACACCAUGGGGUUCAGACUUCUGUACAGUGAAUGCUCUCCCCUUCACAUCUUUUGUUCCUUUUAUUUGUUCUUUUCUUAACGAACAGCUUAAAACACCGGACUAUCGUUGCGAUAGCACAUGUUAAUGGUGUGUUUUGACCUGUACAGAUGGAGCUGGCGGGCAAAUGGAGUGAGUAUAUAAAUAAUAACAGAGGCACUGAUAUACAUACCUUUACAAAACUGUGGCGAAGAGACACAAAACUGCCUAGGAUAGAAUGGGACCAGAAAGGCUGCUAUAAUUCUUAAUGUAUAGAUCCACUGUGACAGGCAGGAGCAAAGGGUUGUGUGUGUGUGCGCGUAUGUGUGGUGUGUAUUUGGUGUGUGUGUGUGUGUGUGUGUGUGUGUGUGUGUGUGUG